Messenger RNA from Lynx canadensis (Canada lynx), 747 nucleotides. RefSeq names its product eukaryotic translation initiation factor 4E family member 1B (gene EIF4E1B). Gene Ontology annotation, biological process: translational initiation. The record is from RefSeq and is a predicted model, not a curated record. Gene Ontology annotation, molecular function: RNA 7-methylguanosine cap binding; translation initiation factor activity. The transcript has 7 exons. Bases 1 to 747 code for a protein of 248 amino acids. NCBI's taxonomy places the organism in Eukaryota, Metazoa, Chordata, Mammalia, Carnivora, Felidae. Gene Ontology annotation, cellular component: eukaryotic translation initiation factor 4F complex; cytoplasm.
AUGGCCAGCACCCUAUGGGUUGGAGAGGCUGAGGGUGGAAUCCAAAACUGGGAGGAGAAGGAGGAGAAAGAGGAAGAGAAAGAGGGGGCAGCAGUGGCUGUCCUGAUGGCUGAGGGGGCUCUGAAUGCCCCUGGGGAUCAGCUGUCCGAGAGGAGGAAGGAAGCCCAGGAUGGGGGCCCCCAGGGGAUCAAGUUGGAGUUACACCCGCUGCUGAACAGGUGGGCCCUAUGGUUCUUCAAGAAUGACCGCAGCCGAGCCUGGCAGGACAACCUGCAUCUGGUCACCAAGUUUGACACCGUGGAGGACUUUUGGGCGAUGUACAGUCACAUCCAGCUGGCCAGUAAGCUCUCUUCUGGCUGUGACUACGCCCUGUUCAAGGAUGGCAUUGAGCCCAUGUGGGAAGAUAGCAGGAAUAAGAGGGGUGGCCGCUGGCUGGUCAGUCUUGCCAAGCAGCAGCGUCACAGUGAGCUGGACCGCCUGUGGCUGGAGACCCUGCUCUGUCUGAUCGGGGAGAGCUUUGAGGAGCACAGCCGGGAGGUGUGUGGGGCUGUCAUCAACAUCCGAACCAAGGGAGACAAGAUUGCUGUGUGGACCAGGGAGGCAGAGAACCAGGCGGGCGUGCUGCACAUUGGGCGUGUGUACAAAGAGCGCCUGGGCCUCUCCACGAAGAUCGUCAUUGGGUACCAGGCCCAUGCAGACACUGCCACCAAGAGCAACUCCCUAGCCAAGAAUAAGUUUGUGGUGUGA